CCGACCGGAAGUACUCAAAACCACUUUCGAACACAAAAGUCGCUAUUCCAUCUUUGCCUCGGACAAUCACUCAAAUCCCAUUUCAAGUCCCUAACUCCACUCCACCUUCCUUUCCCAAUUCCCCAACUUUCCUUCCUUUCAAACCCCAAAUUUUCACCCCAAAAUUGUUCUCUAAUGCAAACCUUGGAUACCCUUUGAAGUCUUCUUCGAGAGUUUCUUGCUCUAAAGAAAUUUUUGGCUGUUGAAUGAGUAUUAGAGGCUUUGGGUUAUUUUUCAAUGAUGGCACCACCAACUUCUAGAAGAAAGAAAUGGACUGAGGCAGAAGAGAGGACUUUAAUAGAUAAGUAUGGUGAGAUGGUCUGUGAUGGAACUUUAGCUAAAAUGAAAACUAGGGAGAAAAAAUUUAAGCCUAUUGCCUUGUAUGUUAAUUCUGUACACCAUGCUAGGGACCCCGUUACAUACCCUUGGCAGUGGACUUGGAAAGAUGUGUCAGUAAAAGUGCAGAAUAUGAGGCAUCAGUAUGCUUUGGUUAAGCAGAAGAUUAAGAAAAUGGAAUCUGUUGGCGAUUCGGGUUGCGGGGAUGAGUUUGAUUGGAUGGAGGGGCUGACGUAUUGGUCGAAUUUUCUUAGCUAUAAGGAGGUUUUUGGUGACGUGUCAGUUGUACACAAUAGUUGCGAUUCAUUAGCGAUUGUCGGAGAUUGUAAUGAUAAUGAUGGGGGUUUUGAUGGUGGCGUUCAUGGGAUGGAUAUGACUCAGUUUGAUCAUCUGGGUCAUGUGGGUGAUGAUGAUUUUGCACCUGGUCUUGAUGGGGUCGAUAAUGGGAUUAUCAGUUUGGGGUUCCAUUAUGAGCGUGAGGAAGGAGAGGAGAAUUUUAAUGGAGGGAAUAAAAGUAAUAGUCAUGUAAAAGAGGAUGGGGAUGAUGGAUUCGUUUAUGAAGGCACUGAGCCUACUGGUUCUGAUACAAGGAAGAAGAGGAAGGUCUCAAAAGGGUUGGAAAAGAAGGCAUGGAGGUUUCUGGCAAACCAAUUGGGACAGCUAAGGGAAAUGGAAACCCAAUUUGAGCAGCGUGAAGCUGAUAGAGAACGGGAGAGGUUGAGGAGAGAACGCCUUCUCAUGGAAAUUGAGCAGGAACGAGACAUGAAAUGGCAAGAAAGAGAAAAGGAGAGGGAAGAAAGGGAAAUAUCUAGGGAGAAGCUGAGGAAACAGAGGAUUCUUGAAUGGGACACCAUGGAAAAGGAAAUUGAAGACCGGGAAAGGAGAAGACGAGAUGAAGACUUAAUGUUUGAGAGGCAAUGGGAGGAAAGGAUGAAUAGGAGUAGAUUGGAAUGGGAGAAGAGGAUGGAUGACAUGCUAAGUCAGCACAGAGCACAAAUGAGCCAGAUACAGACUCGAUUAGUUCACGAACAACAGAGUCUCACUAGUCAGUUGCUUGGUAUUGUUUCACAGUGGACAGGUCAUCCAACUGGUCUCUCUGACCACACUGGUGCUAGUAGCCAUUAUCUUAAUCAGAUGAUGCAAAAUCUUCACCAUGUAAAUGGUUUGGUGCAUGGUGAUGCAAGGGUUGAUGGUGAUAACCAAGAUGAUCAAUUUAUCGUUGAUGGCUGAUAGUAUCAUUGUUCCCUUUGAUAUAGCACAAAAAUACAGAGUUGCAGAAUUGUAGAGGUCUGUAAUGCUAGAUCUUUUAUUACAUUUUGUUCUUUGUAUCCCCCCCUUUUUCUCUUAUUCUUUUCUUGCCUAUUUUAGUGUAGGCUAAAUGUUCUCUGCUCCAAUUUUUUGAUGUAACUAGUGUUCUAAGCUGACCAAAAGGCCAGUUGUGUUUUCUAUACAAUGCAGCCAUCACUUGUCAUAUUGCCUUGUGUCUUGUUUGUUCUUGCGUCUGAAGGUGAUUACAUCAGAUAUUGUCAUUUUAUAA
Messenger RNA from Coffea arabica (coffee), 1912 nucleotides. RefSeq lists its product as uncharacterized. NCBI's taxonomy places the organism in Eukaryota, Viridiplantae, Streptophyta, Magnoliopsida, Gentianales, Rubiaceae. The record is from RefSeq and is a predicted model, not a curated record.